Podarcis lilfordi (Lilford's wall lizard) is the source of this 257-nucleotide messenger RNA. Lineage: Eukaryota; Metazoa; Chordata; Lepidosauria; Squamata; Lacertidae. The record is from the annotation of a GenBank genome assembly.
UAUCAUGCCCGCACCAGAUGACUCCCCUUCCAAGGAGGAUCUGGCCCAGGGUGAUCUGGAGACUCCAGAAACUCAGAAAGUGCCUAGAACAGCAGCCAAGAAGAAGCCAGGACCUGUGGGGGAGAGUAGAAGAGAUCCCUCCUUGCAGAAAGGAAGCUUAUCCUCUGAAAAAGAGGCAGAACAACCCCUGGAAUGGAUGGCUCCUCAAUGGGCAGACCAAUACCCUCACAGUUUGGAGCGCAGCUUGGUGGCAAUAG